AUGGUUGUGGACACCACGUACUACGAUUUAUUGCUGUUGCCGCCCUCGGCCACUGCGCUCGAGAUCAAAAAGGCGUACAGAAAGGCGGCUAUCAAGUUGCACCCGGACAAGAACCCCAACGACCCCGAGGCCCACGCGCGGUUCCAGGAGGUGGGCCAGGCGUACCAGGUGCUUUCGGACGAAAAACUCCGCGAGAAAUACGACAAGUAUGGCAUCCAGGAGUCCAUCCCAAGCGAGGGUUUUGAGGACCCCGCCGAGUUCUUCUCGCAGAUCUUUGGGGGCGACGCGUUCAAGGACUGGAUCGGCGAGUUGUCGCUUUUCCUGGAGUUGACCAAGUCCGCCGAGCUCUCGGCCGAAAUGGACGAAAAACCGGCGGACACCGCCAGCGCUCCCUCCGAAGAACAGAGCGCAUUUGGCGGCUCGGAAAACACCGGCCGCAGAAGCACGCCCCUUCUUCUUGCCGACGGCCAGGACAGCGCUGGUGGGUCCGGCACGCUCACGGCCGAGGAGCAGGAGAAGAAAAAACGGCAGGAGGAGUUGGAGCGGUUCGAGGAGGAGUGCCGGGUCAAGAAGAUCGAGAUGCGCAACGAGCUCAGCAAGAAGUUGGUGGAGAGGCUCCUUGUGUUCACGGAGUCGGACAUGGCCGACGACGUGGCGGAGUCGUUCCGCCAGAAAAUGCAGUACGAGGUCGAGGCGCUCAAGAUGGAGAGCUUUGGUUUGGAGAUCUUGCACUUGCUCGGCCAGAUCUACAAGACCAAGGCGAAGAUCUUGCUCAAGAGCCAGACGUUCCUCGGGGGCUUGGGCGGGUUGUGGUGGUCCAUGAAGGACAAGGGCGGUGUUGUCAGGGACACCUUCAAGACGUUGGCGUCGGCGCUAGAUGCCCAGCUGACCAUGCACGAGUACACGAAAAUGCAGGAGGACAACGAGUUCCACGCCAAGAAGGAGGCCGAGGAGGUUGCGCGUGCCGAGCUCGAGAAGAACCAGGCGCAGCAGGACGUCGAGCGCUUGGAGGAACAGUUACACAAGAUGCAGCAGCAGCUCAAGGAGGGCCACGAGGGGAAGAAGACCAAGGUGCCGGAAAAGCACACGGAUGAGGACAUCCACGAAAUGGAGAAGUACCUCAUUGGGAAAGUGCUUGCCGCGGCAUGGUCCGGCUCCAAGUUCGAGAUCCAGGGCACUGUGCGUGUCGUGUGCGACCAGAUCCUCUACGACAAGACCGUGCCGCUAGAACAACGCCUUGCGCGGGCCAGGGGCUUGAAGAUCAUCGGCCAGGUGUUCAGCGAGGCCUCGCGCACCGAGAUGGAGGCCGAGGAGGCGCGUGUUUUCGAGGAGCUUGUUGCAGAGGCGUCGCAGAAGAAGCACCGCAAGAAGCCCCGGCCGGCGGAGCCGAAGGCGUGA
This is a messenger RNA of Metschnikowia bicuspidata var. bicuspidata NRRL YB-4993, 1398 nucleotides long. RefSeq names its product Djp1p (gene DJP1). The transcript is spliced from 2 exons. The record is from RefSeq and is a predicted model, not a curated record. The coding region runs from base 1 to 1398 and encodes 465 amino acids. Gene Ontology annotation, cellular component: cytosol. Lineage: Eukaryota; Fungi; Ascomycota; Pichiomycetes; Serinales; Metschnikowiaceae. Gene Ontology annotation, biological process: protein import into peroxisome matrix.